UAAAUUCUGACGGAAGCAGGACUCGGCAGCAACCAGCCAAACCCAGCCAUGUCUUCCGAUCCCGACAAGUUGAUCGCAAAAGCCGAUAAACUAACAAAACUUAGUUUAACUAGAUGGAGUGCUGAUUGGAAAAGUGCCACAGUUUUGUAUGAGCAGGCAGCUAAUGCAUUUAGGCUGUCAAAAAAGCACGAGAAAGCAAAAGAGGCAUUUGAGAAAGCUUCCAAGGGACAGGAGAUGUUAUCUUCACCUUGGGAUGCUGCUAAACAUAUGGAAUCUGCUGCUACUGUGGCUAAGGAACUAGGAAACUGGCGUGAAGUUGCUGACUUUUAUAGACGUGCAUCUGAGUUAUACAUUGAAUGUGGACGGUCACAACCUGCAUCAGAUGCACUUGCUAAGGGUGCUCGUGCUUUAGAAGAUGCUCUGCCUGAGGAUGCUGUCAAGCUAUAUAUUGAUGCUUGUGAAACUCUUGAGGAGGACGGGAAGGAACAAAUGGCCUUUGACUUAUAUCGUGCCGCUGCUAGUGUCUAUUUGAAACUUGAAAUGUAUACAGAUGCAGCAACUGUUCUGUUGAGAUGGGCAUUGGCAGCAGAUAAAUGUAAUGCAACUCAUAGUCAAUGCAAGGCUUAUCUCAGUGCCAUCAUUGUAUACCUUUAUGCUCAUGACUUCCAGCAAGCAGAGAAGUGCCACAAUGAUUGUUGCCAGAUUGAAGCUUUCUUGAACAGUGAUCAAAAUCGUUGUGCCAAUAAACUUCUUUCUGCUUAUUCUGAUGGGGAUGUGGAGGAAAUCAAACGGGUGGCUCAAUCAAGCACUAUUUCCAAUCUAGACCACGCGAUCAUCAGGCAUGCUCGGAAAUUGCCGAUGGGUGAUGUAACUUCGUUGAAGGGUGCUGCCCCAGAAGAAGAGCCCUUAGAUGAAGAUGAUCUUACCUAGCCUCUCACAUUGAUUGACAUAGCUUCUGAGUGUGUGUGAAUAUAUUUUCAUUAUGUGCAUUUGAUUUGAAGAUAAGAAGUUGAUGCCCUCUCAUUUUCAAGUGUAUUUUCAGAUUAAAUUGUGCGAAGUAGAAUGGUCAAGGGUCUUUACAUGAUCACGAGGGUUCGAACUCCAUGGUUUCCAAUACCCCCUUCUUUUCCAGCUUGUUUCUUUUCACAUCUCACCUGCUGAACCUAUCCAAAGGGAGAAGAAGAAUUUGUAGCCAAUGAAAAAUGAAGAGGAGACAUAUUUUCGUUUUUCUUUGUAACAGCCAUUUGCAAACUUAGUGCCUCUAUUUUCUGGUGGUAUGUUCUCCAUUACAUAUUCCUUGUUCAUAUCUAAUGCUUCUGACUGAUAUUGUGUUGUUGAAAGCGAACUCGUUUAUCCAAAUGAGAGUCAUCGGUACAUGUU
Messenger RNA from Coffea eugenioides, 1380 nucleotides. RefSeq names its product gamma-soluble NSF attachment protein. The coding region runs from base 49 to 930 and encodes 293 amino acids. Gene Ontology annotation, cellular component: vacuolar membrane; SNARE complex. Gene Ontology annotation, molecular function: soluble NSF attachment protein activity; syntaxin binding. NCBI's taxonomy places the organism in Eukaryota, Viridiplantae, Streptophyta, Magnoliopsida, Gentianales, Rubiaceae. Gene Ontology annotation, biological process: intracellular protein transport. The transcript is spliced from 9 exons. The record is from RefSeq and is a predicted model, not a curated record.